This is a messenger RNA of Kwoniella shivajii, 1104 nucleotides long. RefSeq lists its product as uncharacterized. Gene Ontology annotation, biological process: proteasome-mediated ubiquitin-dependent protein catabolic process. Gene Ontology annotation, molecular function: polyubiquitin modification-dependent protein binding. The record is from RefSeq and is a predicted model, not a curated record. The transcript has 6 exons. Gene Ontology annotation, cellular component: proteasome regulatory particle, base subcomplex; nucleus; cytosol. NCBI's taxonomy places the organism in Eukaryota, Fungi, Basidiomycota, Tremellomycetes, Tremellales, Cryptococcaceae. Bases 1 to 1104 code for a protein of 367 amino acids.
AUGCCUCUCGAAUCAUGUAUGCUAGUGCUCGAUAACAGCGAGUAUAUGAGGAAUGGGGAUUAUCCACCUACACGAUUUCAAGCUCAAGCAGAAGCUGUAUCGACUGUAUUUACAGCAAAGACAGAUUCGAAUCCUGAAAGUGCAGUUGGAUUGAUGACUAUGGCUGGAAAGUCCCCAUCAUUGUUAGUGACGCCAACAAACGAUUUGGGUAAAUUACUAUCAUCUUUAUCAAAAGUUCAAAUAUCAGGUAUAUCAUCAUUAUCAACAUCGAUUUCAAUCGCUCAACUAGCCUUGAAACAUCGUGAGAACAAAAAUCAACGUCAACGUAUUGUCGUUUUCGUUGGAUCACCAUUAGAUGAUUCAGCAGACAGUUUGAUCAAAUUAGGUAAAAAAUUGAGAAAAAAUAACGUAUUGAUUGAUAUCGUUACUUUCGGUGAAGAAGGCAGAGAGAAUGAUGAGAAAUUAAGAGGAUUAGUCGAAGGUGCCGGUUCGGAAGAAUCUCACCUUGUAUCUAUCCCUCCAGGACCACAAUUCCUUUCCGACGUAAUCCUAUCCUCACCAAUCCUGUUCGACGGAGAGAGUGCUGUUCCAGGCGGUUCAGGUGGAGGUGGAGAAGGUGGUUUCGGUGAUGAUGGUAUUGAUCCUAAUAUGGAUCCAGAAUUGGCUAUGGCUAUUCGGAUGUCUUUACAAGAAGCUCAAGAAGCAGCAUCACGUUCCAACCCACCUGCGACAACCUCCACGAGUGAAACUCCAGCUGUAGCUGCAGCUGUACCUUCUGCAGGACCAUCAGCGUCUACCCCGCCAGCGGAAGGUGCGGCUUCAGGCUCAGCAACGCUUUUACCUUCCGCUAUGACAGCCCCAUUAUCAAACCCAAACGAUUCUGAUAUCCCGAUGGUUCCAGGAGACUCAGGAAUCACACCCAAUGACGACGAGAAUGACAACGACGACGAAGACGAGGAACUAAGGCAAGCAAUGGCUUUAAGUAGGGGUGAAGACGUUGAUAUGGAUGAUGAUGAUGAAGAAGAUGAGGAAGAAGCUAUCGCAAGAGCUAUAGCGAUGAGUUUGGAAGGAGGUAAAGAUGAUAAUAAGAAAGAUAAUAAGUAG